UGUCAGUUUCCCAAUCUCAGAAUUAGCGAAUGUCGUCAAAACUACUAAAUUGUUUAUAAAUAAUUCACAAAGGCUUCUUUGUUCGUAGACUACACACAUUAGUUAUAUAUCAGUUAAGCUUAAAUAUAGUCAGUGAAGUUUCUUUUUGAUAUAAAUAGUAAUUUUAAUAUCGCAACAUUCCUUGAUACAUUGUGAAAGUUGUAUAACCAUAAUGAGUGAUUCUAAAUCUUAUGUUAAUUUCUCGUGUCAGCGAUGUCUUCAGCCUCUGAAGCUCGAUGAGUCUUUGAACAAUCUUGGAGAACAUACUAUCGCCGAUUUAACACUACAGAUCCGUCGUAAUAAUGAGGUGGAUUUGAAUUUACAAUCAUCUAGUUUAGAGCAUUAUGUCCCUCCCUUUCGUAUGUUAGAUUCAGGAAAUGGAGCAAAUGGGUUCAUGGUGAUCUCCGACGGGUGGGAAACUACAUCUUUGGGCCACCAGUUACAUGUGAAAGCCACUUUAUUUGAUCUAUUGUCUAACAACUCAGAUGUAGACCAUCCAUUAUGUGACGAAUGUACCGAUACUCUGUUAGAACUUAUGGAUAAUCAAUUAAAAAUAACGGAAGCAGAAUGGAAGGAUUAUAAUGAUUAUUUAAAAAAGCUGGAGGAUGAUAAAGAGGAUCUGAAUUUGGAAGGUCUCGAAAAAGAAUUAGAAGAUUGGAAGCAAGAAGAGGACAGACUCUUGCAAGAGUUAUCUGCAUUGCAAAAAGAGGAGAAGGCAAUGAAAGAUGAAAUAGAUGUUCAGGAAAAAGAGAAAGAGAGGCUGGAACUUGAACAGGAUAUAUAUUGGAAGGAAUACACUAGAUAUAGAAAGGAUUUAAUGACCACAGAGGAUCAAAUGAAAUUCUACGAAUGUCAAUUAUCUUACACACAAGCACAGCUUGAAAAAUUAAAGAAAACAAAUGUAUUUAAAGCUACGUUCCACAUAUCAGACUCAGGUCAGUUUGGUAUCAUCAACAAUUUCAGACUGGGCCGAUUACCAACUGCACCCGUUGAUUGGUCUGAAAUAAAUGCUGCGUGGGGACAAACAGUACUGUUGUUAUCAUCAUUGGCACGGAAAAUAAACUUCUGUUUUCAGCGAUACAGGCUUGUUCCGUAUGGCAAUCAUUCAUACAUCGAGGUGCUGGAGGACCAGAAAGUACUGCCAUUGUAUGGGUCGGGGGGUUUUCGAUUUCUGUGGGACACAAAAUUUGACGCAGCCAUGGUUGCAUUUCUAGAUUGUCUCCAGCAAUUCAAAGAACAGGUUGAGAAGGGAAAUACUGGGUUUUGCUUGCCAUAUAGAAUAGAUAAAGGUAAAAUUGAAGAUACUGCUUCUCCUCCACAUGCAUAUUCUAUUAAAAUACAGUUUAAUUCAGAAGAGCAUUGGACAAAGGCACUUAAAUAUAUGUUAACAAAUUUGAAAUGGGCUUUGACAUGGAUUUCAUCACAGUUCAGUGAGGAUAAGGUUGAAUGACAGUUAUUUUAGUGUUAAUCUGUGAUAAAUUAGUUUUAUUAUGUUAUCUGUAUUCCAAUAAAGAAUUAGUUAUAAUGUC
This is a messenger RNA of Zerene cesonia (dogface butterfly), 1568 nucleotides long. RefSeq names its product beclin-1-like protein (gene Atg6). NCBI's taxonomy places the organism in Eukaryota, Metazoa, Arthropoda, Insecta, Lepidoptera, Pieridae. Gene Ontology annotation, biological process: cellular response to nitrogen starvation; late endosome to vacuole transport; autophagy. Gene Ontology annotation, cellular component: phagophore assembly site; phosphatidylinositol 3-kinase complex, class III, type I; phosphatidylinositol 3-kinase complex, class III, type II. The record is from RefSeq and is a predicted model, not a curated record. The transcript has a single exon. Bases 212 to 1489 code for a protein of 425 amino acids.